AUGAAGUCGGCUCAGAACUGUAACAUUUUCUAGCAUAUUUUUGACAGCAAGCAGUUUAUGCAGAGCAUGACCAUGACGAUCCAUCCUUCGCUGGCGAUAUGAGAGAUGUGCAGCUUGUCGCUGCCAAUCUACCAAUUAGGAUGGAUGAGAAAAUUCCACUCUCUGUGAGUUUUGCAUUUUUUACUGUGAUUAGUAUAACCUGAACAGAGGAGAGGUAUUUAGACCUUUGGAUGACUUUCUCCAGCUAAUUGUUUACCAUUAUACCGGGCUUAUUGCCGACUGCCAGUCACACUGAUCCUCCAAGGUCAUUCUGGUCUGGGAAGGGUUCUUGUCACUUUAGAAGUAGAACCUUUUGUCGUUAUUUGCGUAAUCUAUACCCUUUGUAGAUGAUGUUGUGAUCGUCACAAAACUUGUGAAACUUGCUUGCACUUAUGACGGCAUUCGCUUUGACGCGUUGAGCAAGUUUCCCGCUGUUAAUUCAUGAUUUUGGGAAUAAUUGCUCUCCGCUGCCGUAGGUCAGUCAGAAGAGUCGAGCCGCGCCUUCCACCUUGUUCUGUUGUCAGCCAAGGCCGGAUUUGAAGGAGACAGCUUACCAAACGAUUUGUCCUUUAGGCCGGCACAGCCCACUUACCGAACCAUUUCAGUUAACGAGAUGGAACAGUGUUGUUGACUAGUUUUGCCCCUGAUCAGCCAUAUUUGCUCGUUGGCGACGCCUCUUGGGGUACGUAUUUGAAGACUAAGUGUGAGUACCGCCGAUCAAACAGUUCCGGGUGUUGUAUAACUUCUGGAUGUAUCGGCCACAUUGCGCAUCCAUAUUCAAAGGCUUGCUUAACUUAUUUCCGCAGCCCAGUCUUCUAGUUAAGUGUGGACCAAUUUCAAGAGGCUUUGAAGUGGUUAAACGAGGGUCACGUGUGCCCUUUUAUUCGACAGUUUAUUUAUUAAAUCUUCACCUUUGACAGUAGGCUCGACCAUAUCGUAGCAUUUCGUAUCAAAUAGCCCUAUUAUUUUUCCACAUGCCAUAACUUGGCUGUUUUUGUGCCUCUUUGGGAUUCUGACAAUGAUGUCGCCAGUACCGCAAUGCCACCAGCAUAGUCAACAUCCACAAAGAAUAAACCACGACCCACUUUAGCACUUGGGUUGGCUGCUGACGGAUGCUUGUCGCGCAUAAUGUUUGAAUAAAUCGAGGUAACGUUGGUGGCUUGCCAUCAUACUGUAUGAGCGACCAAAGGAACUGCCGACCAGCAGAGUCGAAUGCAAAGAAAAAGCUCUCGAAACAGAUAGGACUGUGUUUUUAGGUUGCCGUUCCUACAAUGGGCUGCUCUGGGCAAAAAUGGGGCCAGGCCGGCUCAUGGCACGCGUUUAUUGGACAGCACAGGAUCCGCGCGAACCCGUAACUGUUGUCGCGCAUGCGCAUGUGACACACCCUAGACGUAGGACAUUGCGUCCAAUCCCACCGCCCAUUGAUUGGCAGUCUCGGACAGCCGAUUGGUGCAUGGGAGAGGGGAGAUAGAGAGUGAGGCCGACACAGGGUAACUCACCAUCGCGACACAUCAGCGAAUUCCUCACUAUAAUGAUGCAGAGACGCUCAAAUCUAUCACGACGCACUAAGACUCGUGACUUAGAAGGUUGCCAACUGACGAAAUAACUCAGGACCGAAACUCCGGUUGCAAUGGCUUCUUCUCGAUGUGACACUUAAAGAAGCCUAGUUCAUGGAGUGGAGACCAGGUCGCGUGUCGCAAGCGUAAACAAGCUGCCUAACUUUGUAAACCACUGCGCUCGCGCCCACCUCCGAUCGUGUUCAUAUUGUAUUGCCACCGGCGCAAAGUGGGCGGUGGAAGAAGGAGUGCGGUAGAUGCGUUGCAAGCCGACCUCACAAUGAACUAAUCCAUAUGUAGGCCACCAGUGCUGUGCAGACUCCGUGGGCCUGCGGCAAACAUCCUCGUCCGCAACGGUCGAUCUGUCACUUGAGGGCUUGGCCUUGCAAAAAAUUCUGGCCACGGCAACUCCAGCUAGGCCGUAACUUGUCAGGCCGUCCUGAUGUAGCUAGAGACGACAGAGGGAUACGGUUAACAAGACAUUUGCGGUCAUUUUAGAGGAUUCAUGCCACGAAAUUUCUUGAACAACGAAUCUGUUGUCUUCCUUGAAGAUAUACAUGGGGAAAAUUUGGCCACGGCCUUAUUUUUCCCACAAAAGGCCGCUUUCUACAGACCCUCAGUAUAGAGCAUUUGGGUCGUGGUGCGUAGCGACCGUGGGUCUGUAAACCACACCAGGAAGACACACAGGUACAAUCCUCGGUAACACCGGUUUCCAACCCAUAAGGACAGGUUCGGUCUGAUUGUUACAUCAUAUAAACCUGAGUUAUCGUUGAUUCCGCUUUAGCAAGGGGGUGGGUGCGUUUCUGGGCACCUUACUGUUAUGUGUCAUGGUCAGACAAGUGCACCGCAAAGGGACUAAUAGCGUUCACCCUCUACCACGCCACCACUACCACCAAGGUUGCAAGUCAGCAGCGUUAAAAUCCGCGAUCGUCCGUACCACUGGCCGCACACCUUAACAUGCCCGAUAUCCUGUCGCAGCUAGUGAAACUUUUUAUCGCUCCUAUGCGACUAAAUUAAUAUCCCGCUUUUUGUCAGCCUCCUAUUUGUCUGUCCAGACCCCAAACGCCGUCUCCAGUGACUGCACCUUAGGCGGUUUUUGCUCACAAUGUGGUAGCUUGCUGAAGGCACUGGGAAUCUUCGGAGUGGAUUUUAAAAAGAAUGCUGCACCUUCCAUCGGGACUUGACGCGCACGCCUUCUUAUUAGUUUAGUUGAUUUGGCCGUGCCCCUCUCCAUCCCAACAGAGUUUCUUUACUGACAGUGCAGCAUUCUUUCUGCGUCUAGUGUUAAGAAAGUCGUGACUUGUUGCGAAUUAGCUCAUGUCUGAGUGACUAGGAAGCCUUUUUUGGCUUUUAUGCGUGAUGAACAGCGCGAUAAUUACCCCUGCAUUCAUACUCAACAGGCCCUAUGCUUAUCCCUACUGUCUGCUUCCUUUCCAGAAUCGGAUCCCAAAGUAAGUUCCCCCCAUCCGCGUCCUCCGACCUGUCACCCUUCAGUUAUGUCAGGAUGUUGGACCACAGCACUCGGAGACGCGACUUCGACGAGAUUAAUUUUAUCGGUGGUGGUGCCUUCUCCAGUGUGUAUAGCGUAAGUAGACUGGCAGUUUCUUGUUUCACACCCCCUCCCCGCCUACUCGCUACAGGCAGUACACAGACUCGAUGGCAGACGAUACGCUCUCAAGAAGUUGACCAACAUAUCAUCGAGGACUGCUUUGGUAAGUCCUAUUGCCCUGUCCCUUAUUCAUCCUAUCGUACGGCAGUUUUAUUAUGUUGUGGCGUGUUGCCAGAAGGCCUAACCUGUCGUCCGCUGUUUUUUUAUUCAAUCUUAGUCCAAAAUGUCGAGAGAAAUUAGAAUUGACCAAGAAGACCGCAAACAGACUGUCAUCAAUGACAUGCUUCGCCCCAACCAACUAGUUUCUCGGAUUUAGGGCGAUUUUUAGUCUACGUAGGACAGUCGGUGCCUUUUAUAUCACUCUGGGAAUUUAAAUACUCCUGAUACCCUUUUGCAUGUUAUUUCUCGUUUCCCAUCUUGGGACAUUUUUACGACAAAGCCUACGGAUAUGUAGCUUCGGCGAGCCCCUUGAUAGGAGUGCUCUCUCACAUCAACAGACUGAAAGCCUUCGUGCAUUGCUGUGAUUUUAUCGCCAAGGGCUGUACAUCUUGCCCUCCUUUUCCAGAGGCACGCCAGAGAAGAGGUGGCUGUUCUGUCACGACUGGAACACCCCAACGUGGUUCGCUAUUACACCUGCUGGAUAGAAGCGGACAUCUGGCCGCCCAGCCCUUCUGUAAGCUCUGAACCUGUUAACCCUUUGUUGGUACUUUCGCACAAGUCACUCGCAGUAAUUGCAGUGCGUGACCGAUCUCCUGAAAUGUUUGCCGAAAUUCUGAAAUGCGUUUUCGAUUAGGGAGGAUUACUUGGGUGGGCUAGUAAUACUGAUAAGUAUGCAGCCUAAGCCUAUAGCAUUUCGAAAUCACUAGGAUGUCGGCUUUUGGAUGCACCCCUUUUGACCUUCUGCAGAAAUCACACUCGGUAAAAACUGACUAAUUAAGUAGCAUGCAUUCUUCCUAUUGAUUUUCAAUGGUCUUGUAAAUUCAAAUAUAUUUUGUAGAAAACAUGCACAAAAUGUGCUUUCUUUUACUCCUUUGGCAGAAAAUCACAUUGUAUUGAUAGAUGAUGCCCGAAAAAGUGUAUAUUUGACUUUUGAAAAUGUUUCUAAUUAUGAGAUUUUUAAGACCGUGCAGUGUCCCUGCAUACAGGACCGCACAUGUCCGUUUCUCAAUGCACCCACUGAAAUGCACAACACAGUCCGGAUCCAUUGCAAAAUUUUGGGAACCCUAUGUAGUACCUUCUUAAAGGCAUAGAGGAACUUGGGAUUUUCCUUACGUGGAAAGCGUGCACCUUGUAGACUGAAAUCGCCAAACGCCAAUACAAUGGCAGAUCAGGCUCAAAAUUAUCCAGGAAUUGGAAAACUUUUUAAAAUCCAAAUAUACACUUUUUCGGGCAUCAUCUAUCAAGACAAUGUGAUUUGCUACCAAGGGAGUAAAAGAAAGCAUAUUUUUGCAUGUUUUAUUUAAAAUAUAUUUGAAUUUACAAGGCCAUCGAAAGUUAAUGGGAAAAGUGCAUGCUACUUAAGUAGUACGUUUUUACCGAGUGAGGUUUCUGCAGGGGGAGCGAAAAGAAGCUCAAUCAAAAGCCGACAUCCUGGCGAGCCUGAAAUACUAUAGGAUUUUGCCGUAUAAUGAUCAAUACUACAACCCCACCUAAGUAAUCCUUCCUAAUAGAGAGGCAUUUCAGAAUUUCGGCCAACAUUUCAUGAGAUCGGUCAAAUGAAGCUUUUGCAGUUUGACCGGGACCGAUACAGAACGCGAGGCCAGAAUCAGCAGACCUGCCUCAUCCAGUAUCAGUGUAACAAUGUGGACCUCAUGGUUGCAUAUUACCCUCCAUGAGUUAGGCCUUUAGGUAGUAUAUACUCGGGCCCUCCCAGCUCCCAUGAUUAGAGCGUAAACUGUACUCAGGCCUUGCCUUUGCCAUCAUAAUUCCGACUCCCACCGAGGCCGCGGAGUACUACACAUCUGUCAAAACAGCCUGGUGGUUGUUUGGCAGAUUCUAAAUCAACUUCUCAGAAAAUCCUGCCUGUUCACUCAGUCUGUUGUAUCAGAAUUGCUACACUUCAUUCAUUCAUUCAAAUGUGAUCACGCUCGCGGCCAUUGGUCGAGGCCCUGUAGGUCAGGUGACGAAAUCGUUGGCUAUGUCUUGUGUUCGAAUCUCACCGGUUCUGCCGAUUCUUCCACAAUUGGGUCAAAAUGCGACAAAAACGCCUGUCAGCAGCAGCAGCAGCAGCAUCGUGACGGAGGUCAGCAAGAGGCGGCCACCUACUACGACGCCAAGGGAUUCCCUUAGACACCAGCAGAGGUACAUGAACAAGCGCGAAGAAGAUAUUGGGACGGCAACGAGUCCGGCCUGCUCAUUCCUUCAUCGGCUAGCCCUACUCCACACUACCCUGCGCAAGUAUACCAUGUAGAGGGUCUACAAGCAAGGUGCACCUGCUGAUUCUUGAUCGCCACCAGGCUGAAGUUGAUCAGUUCCUACUUACGCUCCAGUCCCCGACUGACUAGAGGAUACUCCGAAUAGAAUGACAGAGAUCGCGAACUUGUGGUCACCUCUUUGACCCACGAGCGCCAGACAAUUAAAUAGAUGCAGAAUGCAGUAGGCGAUGGCUGAGACCAUUCGUUUUUUUUGUUUCGCAUUCCAAACUAUCACCGGCCUUUCAUAUACUCAUCCCUCCCUACCUUACUUUCCCUUUUCGCAGGACCCCCUUGUCAACAAGUCGAGGUAAAUUUCACAAAAAUUUCAAUAUUUCCUGUUUACUAUUUCUAUAUUUUCUCCCUUCUGCAUCUCCCGCCAUUUUUAUUGAUUCCAGCCAGGCUAGAGUGUCUCUCGCUGAGGAUGAGGAGGAGAGUGGAGAUUCAUCACUCACCAGCACUGACCACUCACAGGGCCGUUUAUGGACAGUGGCAGGGAGUUCCGUGACCACGUCCUCCCCCUCCUGCUCGUCCAUCAACUCAACAUCGAACUCUUCUGGGGCAGCCAUUAGCCUUCAGGUCUCCGACGAGGAGGAGAUGCAGCUUGCUGUGCCUCGACCGGUAUGCGCUUGACAGUUUACUUACUCAUAUGUGCAUGGCACUUACCUCUAUCGGCCAUCUGUAGACAAACUCGAGUCCGGUUCGUUUGUUCCAAGUAUCAUAAACUCCCAAGGUCAAGGCCUGCAGUCAAAUUACUAUCCCUUGACAAUUAGCGCCUCGUCAUUCCUCUUUCAAAUUCGUUACCGCUGCGUCUGACAUGUGCAGCUUUUGAGGCAACCCUUACGAUGGUCACAUUGUUAUCGCGUCCAGACCUUCGGAGCUCUUAAUUGGACCAUAAUUUCUAACUCUCACAGCUCGCUGUCAAGUUUCACCUUCCGCUUCGGGCAUCCGAAGCCGAAAUAUCCCGCGCAAAUAAAAGUAUUUAAGAUCUCGGAGUAUUUUACUAGGGUUAGAUAUACUGACUCAGUUGCCGUCCAAAAUUGACGUACCGAGCUCGCCACGGACUUCAAUCUAUUCAAAUGUUCUCGGAACACCACCAAAUAUGCGGAUGACAGGGUUGUUAGAGUUAAACUGGUUGACAAGGACCGACAGGGCAACGGGCUCGUAGCUCAGUAGUUAGAGACGUGGACUUCUAACUACCAGACCGCGAGUUCGAGCCUCGGGCGUUCCACACUGCGGGGUUGGGUAUGACUGGCUGACGACGGCUAAUAAGCCAGAAAUGGCCAUUCCAGUCUCCCUUGUCUUUGUCGGUAAUGCCAUUCUAUCUCGAUUUCAUUUGUUGCGUAUGCAGUCAGACAACCAGUCAGCGGAUCUUUCAUCCCGCGUUUGUUAUUCGACUUUGCAGGCUAUACCUACCAUAGCAAGUUCUUUUUUCCCUCAUCAUCACCCCUCAGAACAAGGCAGACAGCUCCACAGUGAAGGGUGGAACGCAUUUAACUGUGACUGGGAACUCAGUAAAAGUCCCCAUCACCCGUCGCGGCGUACGGUCGGACUAAGUCGCAGUUCUGCAUCCUUUCUUUCCGUGACCUGCUGUAUUAGCUCUCCGAUCCUGUCUGUCUUCUGGUACUACAGGCAAGGUCAAGGUUGUGAACCCUGCAGAAGUUAACGAACACUCAUAAAUUUCCUGACCUCUUAUUCAACCGCACAAACGGUCCUAUUGCGAGCACAGAUGUGGCGCUCCCUAUGCUAUCCAGAGACCGCGAUGAUACGGAGGAGAAAACCAGAACCGCGUAUGCAGUUGGGUCGCGUGCACCACUUCAUACUGCCAUGGUUAGAUCGAGUGAUUUAUAUAAGCCCCCCCCCCUCCUCGUCCGCAAACCCCCUCCACAUAACCAGUUAUUGUUUAAUGUCGUGUAGUCCCGACCACACUGGACUUGACAGCCUGUCAAAUCCAAUGUUUUCCGUCUCCUCCUCCCCUUCUGGCCCACACCUUCCUCUUUCCCAGUCUUUAUCGAGUCUGGAAAGCCUAUUGCACUGAGUGGUACUGUGAGCCGUCCUACCUUCUUGUCAGAUCCGUGCUUAGCGGUCUUCGUGCACAUGACUCCGUAUACCAACUUUGCCUAUUUCUCCCUCUUCGGCGUCCCUCAGGCCUCUCGUCUACGUCUACCCAAGCCGUCGCUUUUCAUCCAGAUGGACUUCUGUCAUUCCACCCUUGAAGAUUGGUUGCGUCAGCGCAACUCACGACUCCUCUGCACCAAUGAGCUUCCAACCACUGCGGCCGUUGCCGAAUCAGGCCUAAGCGAGGCAGAGAGCCUAUUGCGAAGGGCACCCUGGUCGGGACUCAGGCAUGCCCCUGUGCGAUGGUUGUUUGACCAGAUUGUCAAUGGGGUCCAUUACCUCCACCAGAAUGGCGUGCUGCACAGGGACUUGAAGGUAGGUCUUCGUUUCCAUUAG
Messenger RNA from Spirometra erinaceieuropaei, 8069 nucleotides. NCBI's taxonomy places the organism in Eukaryota, Metazoa, Platyhelminthes, Cestoda, Diphyllobothriidea, Diphyllobothriidae. The record is from the annotation of a GenBank genome assembly.